UUCUCUCCACUGCAAAGGAAGUCCCACUCCUCCUCUGAUUCCGGAUGGGCGGUUGGCCCCGCCUUCUCAUAGGCCCCGCCCCUAUGGCCAGGCGCUUAUUCCCGCUGGGACGUGGGGGCACUCUGCGAGUCCCUCGGGCCCUGGCUCAGGAUCAGUUUGAAUGAGCCUCGGCUGGCCGGCUGGGCGGGACGACCGCAAUGGCCCAAGCGAAAUCUAGACCUGGAUUUUCCGGCCACGGAGCCCAGGAUUCCAGAUCCGGGUACACUCAGCCUUCGAGGGUGAGCCCCUGAGGUUCCUUUAAACACCUCCCGGAGAAGUCCUGGAACCUAGCUCCAUUUGCUAGCGCCCCUAAACAUCCUAGAGUCUAAGAAAAGGGCAAACUGGAGCUGUAGAGGAUUUGGAUCCUCAGCGUCAGAGUAAAGAGACGCCACCUCCAUCACGAGCUGCAGAGCCGCUCAGCCAAGCGGAUUCUGCUUCUCCCUGGGAUUGAUGGACGGCUCUGUGGACAGGGCUUUCGAACUCAGGAUGCUGGGACCCGACCGCGCGGACCCAGACUGGCUGCUUCAGCACCUGCUUUGGCUUUGCCGCUGCUCCUUCCCUUUUGUCAGAACCUCUUCUCCCACUAAGAUGUCAGAACCUCUUCUCCCCAGCACUAAGAUGAGCUGAUUCUUGUCUCAGGUGGACAUGGCCUGCAGGGGUCACACUCGACCCAAGGGCCUGACCUGGGCCCUAGGACUGACCCUGGCUUGGAUCCUGCUGGGAGCCUGUGGAGGAAGCCGCCCACUCCCAGCUAUGUCCCGGAGACACCACAGGCUGGCAGCCGAUCUUGGCACAAGCCAGCUGCACCUUGCAGAGAUGGACACACCAGAGGCACUGGACCCUGGGAUGGCCCCAGAACGCUGUGGGGACCCGAGCCCCGGGUGCGAAUCCUUUCUGGGACAUCUCCAAGUUGCCCUCCACAGUCGCUUCCGCCUGCUGUUACUGGGAGCACGCCAGGCACAGCCGCUCUGUUCCGAGCUCUGCGAUGUCUGGUUUGCCACAUGUGAAAGCGAUAUUAUUUGCGGCUCGACUUGGCUCCCGAUCCUAGAAAAGAGGGGCUGUGAGCCUGGCUGCCCUACCUAUGAGCAGACCUUCGCUGACGGGGCGGAACUUUGCCGCUCGGUUCUGGGCUACGCGAUGCCGGUGGCAGCUCCUCGUGCCGGUCACUGCAUCAACAUUUCCACCUCGGUACUGCCGGGUUCCAGACAGGAAGGGAAGGCCCGAGAAAUCACCUUCCUGCGUUCCCGCCGCUCACGCACCUGGAUCCUGGAUGCCGCGGGCAGCGGGAGUGGCAGUGGAAGCGGCAGCGGCCCCUAGGGGGCGCCGGGCCUUGGAUGGGAAGUGGGAAUCCCUUCCCCCGACCCGGCCCCUCAAGAUACCCAAAGCUCCACCUCUCUCCCGCUCAGCCUUCUAGUUUCCAGAGUCCUGUCUCUCCUUCCUGGAGUCCCAGAGACUCGCUCUUCUCCAGGUGACUAGACCAAAGAAUCCAAUUCUAGCUCAUCUUCCCCUCUCCUCCCUGAAUAAAGUCUCCAACCAGA
Molecule: messenger RNA, 1577 nt
Organism: Mustela erminea (ermine)
Lineage: Eukaryota; Metazoa; Chordata; Mammalia; Carnivora; Mustelidae
Gene: RTBDN
Product: retbindin
Exons: 8
Coding region: 685-1356 (223 amino acids)
Cellular component (GO): external side of plasma membrane
Molecular function (GO): signaling receptor activity; riboflavin binding; riboflavin transmembrane transporter activity
Source: RefSeq, a predicted model, not a curated record